AUGGCGUCUCCGUUUUCGGGGCACGAGCACGAGCACGAGCACGCAAUGGUCCAAGGGCCACCUCUCGAGAAGCGGGCGGUGCCGCCUCCACCGACCGACGCGACGUUUAAAAACACGGUCCUGGCCCGGGUCAAUGCCUAUCGGGCCUUGCACUCUGCGCCGGCCGUGACGUGGGACAAUGCACUUGCGCAGGCGGCCAAGACGGCGGCGACGAGGUGUAGUCCGGUGCAUACGGAGAACAAGCCCAACAACCCCUACGGCGAAAACAUCUACUCGUUCUACCUGACCCCUCCCAGCACCGUCCCCAACUUCACGCUGUGGCUGAAAAAGGGUCUGGACUGGUGGUACGGCGAGGUGCGCGACUACUACUCGUGGGCGACGGACCACUCGGGCCAGUACCACUUCACGCAGCUGGUGUGGAAGGCCACGACCAAGAUCGGGUGCUCGUGGUCGGCGAACCAGUGUGCCACGGCCCACGGCGAUUAUUACCUGGUGUGUGAAUUUCAGCCCAAGGGGAACAUUGCGGGCCAGUUUGGCGGAAAUGUCUUGGAUGCGUGA
This is a messenger RNA of Fonsecaea monophora, 558 nucleotides long. RefSeq lists its product as hypothetical. The transcript has 2 exons. NCBI's taxonomy places the organism in Eukaryota, Fungi, Ascomycota, Eurotiomycetes, Chaetothyriales, Herpotrichiellaceae. The record is from RefSeq and is a predicted model, not a curated record. Bases 1 to 558 code for a protein of 185 amino acids.